AUGGGCAUUAUUUUUUCACAUUUGAUGAUGGAACUGAAGAAGAGAGACUUUGGAACAAAGGAUCCAGAACCAGUAAUCCCCGAAGACUCGGAGCAAGAAGAGACAACCUCACAAUCAGACUCCGACUCAUUACUAGACCAAACACCAAUCAACACCCAAAACGAACCACUUGCCGAAAUGUCGGGACAAGCUUCAACUUCUACGGAUCCCCCUUCCGUGACAGUACAACCCGGGAGAGGAAAGGUCAAACUCCCAGACAAUUACAUAGGCAACCGCAUUGAAUCCCAGAAAUUCAUGCUCCAAUGCCUCCUUCUUUUCGCAGCAGAAUCCGAUCAGUACAAGACCAAUCAAGACAAGAUAUCCCUUGUGAUCUCAUGCAUAAGAUAUGGCACGGUAGGAGCCUGGGCAGAGAACUUCCUCCUCAAAUUGGUGGGAGUGGACCCUCCCACUGAUCUAGGUACCUGGAGGGACUUUUUAACAAAGUUCAAACUCCAAUUCAGGGAGACAGGCAAGACCGAUAAAGCACGAAGUGCACUCAUGGCCUUCUCCCAAGGACAAAUGAUGGUUAAUGAAUACUCCAAUCAAUUCAUCCUUAUUGCUGCCGAUGCCAACAUCUCCAACAAGGAGCAAGUCCCUUACUUCCAAUGUGGGUUAGACCCGUGUGUCAUGGACAAAAUAUAUGACAAGGAAGUUCAACCGAAUGACACUAUUGAGGAUUGGAUUAAUACAGCCUGCAAAAUAGAUGGACAGCUUAGAGCCAGAACUGCUCAAAAGGCCAUCCUCGCUAACUCCACCUCCUUCCGUAGCGAUUACCUAAACCGCUUUCAUACCCAACCCGCUGUUUGCUACAACUCCACAAACGCCCCUCGCAAAAUGGACAACCAGGUGGUCGACAUGGACAUCGACGCUACCAGGAAGCGUAACGCUGAAAGUCAAAAGAGAAAAUUUGACGGCAAGUGA
Heterobasidion irregulare TC 32-1 is the source of this 960-nucleotide messenger RNA. RefSeq lists its product as uncharacterized. Bases 1 to 960 code for a protein of 319 amino acids. Lineage: Eukaryota; Fungi; Basidiomycota; Agaricomycetes; Russulales; Bondarzewiaceae. The record is from RefSeq and is a predicted model, not a curated record. The transcript has 2 exons.